UUGCCCACCCCUGAUCUACAGCCUUCCUUUGACCUGGGCAGCAGUGGCACAGGUUCAUGUCCUUGCAGGGCAGCAGUGGCACAGGUCAUGUGCCUUCUCUCAUACUGCCAAGUAGCCCACCUUUGACCCAAGUGGCAGCAGCAAGGGCAUGGUGGUCGUGCACGUCUUCGCAUGCUGCCCUGAUGAGAUCGAAGAUGAACCUCAGAGGUAGUGCCUCUGCAGUUGACCGGCAAUAGUUGAGAGGCAGAUGCCUCCUGCCAUCAGGGUCCAGGCAGCACAAGGGCAGGACUUCAUCUUCACAUGUCACACAAAGGCAACCUAGGUUUGCUCCUCAGAACUCAACAGGAGUUGCAGCAAAUUUUAUUGUAACCUCCCAGGAGAAUUUGUCUGAGAGUAUGGCAUGUGAAACGUUUAAUAGCAGGCUCAACAAUAUAAUGCCCAAAUAGGUUUGGACAGCUAACGUUCUACUAGAUUGAGAUUUCAUUGUUGAGGAUCCUGAGCCCACAAUGCCGUGUGGUAAAAAAGAGAAGGAAACAUUUUACUUGGUGAGCCACCACUAUGUGUAAAAUGUUAUCUUUGGCACAAUGAUUAAGAAUGCAUUAUUCCUAUUUGUGGUAUAACAAAGAAAUAUAAGGCCUGGUGGCCCAAGUGAAUCUGGAGAUAAUUAUCUGUACAUUUCCAAUGUAACUGUAAAACUAAUCUGAAAAGUUAUUAUUAGGCCUGAUCAUUUUGUUCUGGCAUUGUUCGGGUUUGACUUUAAAAUACCUGAAAAUUAUCAGAAAAGCUGAGAAAUGCUUGUACACCUUAUUGGCUUUCCUGAAAAUUUUCAGGUUUUUAAAGCUGAACGUGAAAAAUACAAGCUGCGUUCAGCUGGUUGGGGAAGGGUGGAUGCAUACGGAUAUCAGGAGAACUCCCAAUCUGAGCAGGCUGCCCUGGUGGCCACCUCCCCAUUUGUAAAGGUGGCUCCCAAUUUUGCAAACAGGUGGAGGUUACUUGCAGGGAUUGGAUCUUGAUCUUGGCAGGCAACUUGCUACCUCCCUGCUCCAAAACUGGAGCUGUCUUUGCAAGUGGGGGGUAGGGAGGGAAUUCCUGGCCCUGCAGGCCGUUAGGAACGUUGAAAAAGCUGAAAUCUAUUUGGCUUUUUUGGCUCAAGGCAAAUUUGGCUCUGUCAAAUAGCCUGGGGUUUUGGGGGAAACCCCUCCCUUGCCCCCCCCAAAAAGCUGAAAAAUUAUUUUUAAAGGGUUUUUUUUGUAAUUCAGUUUAACUGAAUUACACUCCCCCAGUUAUUAUUCUAAAAAAUGAAACCUUCAUCUGAUUGUAAAUAGUAAAAUUGCACAAUUCAUGAUUUAAAUCCAGUCUUACUGACUAGCGAUUUAAAUAGAUUUGAUUUAAAGCAAAACUAUCCUGGUUAGUGCCCAAGAACAUGGAAUUACUCUGGGUUGAUUUUGUGUCUAGUAGCAAGUAACACUAGCAGUAAUGCCUAACAGCAAAUUCCUUGAUAGUAAAUGUGCUACGCCAAAUGCUGUGUGUCAGAGCAGAUGGAAAUAGUAGCUGUUACACUGUAUUUUUAUUUUAUGUGAGGCACCUUGUGGAUCUUUCUGUGGUACCUAAUUUUCCCACCAUAAAACAGCUAGCAGCAUCCUGAAAAGACCAGUCUUGAUUUAGGUGCCAAGAGUAAAAUGGCUUUUCCACCAACAAUACAGCUCUGAGCUGCCUCUUCUCCUUCUGCUUUUGGAGGUUAAAUUGCAUGUCAGAACCCAACUGAAGAUCUUCAAUGUUACAAGUAAUUGGAAUCAAUGGUUCAGAUACUAGAACUGCCAGCCUACAGAUCUCCCACUAUUACAGUUGAUCUCCAGAUGAUUAGUUCACCUGGAGAAGAAGACUUCUUUGGAAGGUGGGUUCAGUAUCCUGCUGACGUCCCUCUUCUCCUCAAACCUCUGCCUCACCAGGUUCUACUCCCCAAAUCUCCAGAUGGAACAAGCCGUUUUUCAGAUUAUGGGACUAAGAAUCCAUUUUGUUGUUGACCCUCAGGGUUGGUUCUGUAUGGGCCUGAUUAUCUUUGUCUGGCUUUACAACACAUUCUUCAUUCCAAAAAUUAUCCUCUUUCCACACUAUGAAGAGGGACAUUUAUCAGCAGUGGCAGUACUAUGUUACUACGUAUUUGCAUUGUUCUGUAUGGUUUCAUUACUGAGAGCCUCAGUGGCUGAUCCAGGGAGAUUACCUGAAAGUCCAAAGAUACCAAUUACAGAAAGAGAGUUUUGGGAGUUGUGCAACAAAUGCAAUAUGAUGAGACCAAAACGUUCCCAUCACUGUAGUCGUUGUGGACACUGUGUUCGGAGAAUGGAUCAUCAUUGCCCAUGGAUUAAUAAUUGCGUUGGCGAAGACAACCACUGGCUGUUUUUGCAAUUAUGCUUCUACACACAGAUCCUCAGUUCCUAUACCCUACUACUUGAUUUCUGCCACUGUUACUACCUUGAACCACUUAAAAAAAUGAACUGGGAACACUUUGUAUUUAGACAUGAACUUGCUCUAAUAAGAAUAUCUACCUUCAUGGGUUUAAUAAUGCUAGUUGGAAUUAGUGGACUCUUUUAUACUCAGUUAAGCGGUGUGUUCAAUGACACCACAAGUAUAGAAAAACUGGCAAAUUGUUGUGAAGAAAUAUCAAGACCGCGAAAGCCAUGGCAGCAGACCUUCUCAGAAGUUUUUGGCACUCGCUGGAAGAUCCUGUGGUUUAUUCCUUUCAGGCAAAGACGACCACUGCGAGUUCCCUACCACUUUGCCAAUCAUGUCUAAACAGAUGGAUGGUGGGCACAGAUGGGUCCUCCAUGCUGGAAAUGUGUUGCAGGUUUUGUGAUAAUAGAACUAUGACAGUCCUCAAGUCAAUUAAAAUCUACCCACCAAUCUUAGACAUCACAAUGUGCCCCAGGCUUUAUUUUAAUAAUAAUGAUUUUGAUUCCGUUGUGGGAUUAAUGGACAUUUCUCUGUUUACUUUUAAAGUGUACUUACUUUCAAACAGCUUUUUAGAGAUAUUAUUUUAGUAUUUAAGGUUAAUAACCAACACAUUUGUUGAUAUACAAAUGUUAUGAAAAUUUUGUUUUGAUACUGGAUAAUAAUUUUUGGUAGAAACACUGGCAUUUACACUGUCCGAUAGGUUUGAAAAGUGUCUUGUCCGCCUUGAAUUUUUUAAUUCUUUUUUAAAAUCAAUACUUUCCGGAUUAAUCUGCUAAUUUGGUUUAAAAAUUUCUAUGCCUUCCUUCAUUUAUUGUAGAUGAUAUUAACUGAGCAGCUCAUCACUUGAAAAGGGUGAAAUUUUAAUGGUAUUUUUUUUAAUCAAGGGCAAUUUUUUGUCUUAUGUCCUCAGUUUUAUAAUAUUGUGUUUUUAUUGUUCCUGUGUAAAAAUAGAAACAAUGACAAAAAUCCCAUAAUUUGAGAGGAUAGUCUAUAGUGCUAUAGAAGUUUCUUUUCUUCUAUUUGUAAAUGCAAUAAUUCUACUCUAGUCUUAUGUGGUUUAUGUAUCUUAGAAAUGCAAACUUUAAAACAAUGUGGCAUGAUCCAGCCCAAAGUUAAGCAGUUUGAAAUCCACAGGUUUCAGUGUGAGAGUUUAAAACACCUGUGGAAAGAUGCAAUGUUUACUACCUAGUGAAUACUAAGACCCAUUGAUACAGCCAGACUGAGCCACAAAUUGUUUCCACCAAAAUCAGUGAUACUUGAAAUCUUUGGCUGGAUCAUGCCUAAAGGUUUCACUAAUCACUGUAAUGUGUCUGGCAUAUAAAAUAAUGUGUUGUCUCUAUAAUAA
Molecule: messenger RNA, 3796 nt
Organism: Sphaerodactylus townsendi
Lineage: Eukaryota; Metazoa; Chordata; Lepidosauria; Squamata; Sphaerodactylidae
Gene: ZDHHC21
Product: zinc finger DHHC-type palmitoyltransferase 21
Exons: 8
Coding region: 1972-2793 (273 amino acids)
Biological process (GO): protein targeting to membrane; peptidyl-L-cysteine S-palmitoylation
Cellular component (GO): endoplasmic reticulum; Golgi apparatus
Molecular function (GO): protein-cysteine S-palmitoyltransferase activity
Source: RefSeq, a predicted model, not a curated record